Salvia splendens (bonfire salvia) is the source of this 1074-nucleotide messenger RNA. RefSeq names its product bZIP transcription factor TGA10. The record is from RefSeq and is a predicted model, not a curated record. The coding region runs from base 1 to 1074 and encodes 357 amino acids. Lineage: Eukaryota; Viridiplantae; Streptophyta; Magnoliopsida; Lamiales; Lamiaceae. The transcript is spliced from 9 exons. Gene Ontology annotation, molecular function: DNA-binding transcription factor activity; sequence-specific DNA binding. Gene Ontology annotation, biological process: regulation of DNA-templated transcription; DNA-templated transcription.
AUGAGGCGGCACACUCUCAACAUUCUUCUUUCUCAGUCCCAGCAUGGUGAACCAACUAUCAAGGGAAUGAGCAGUGGUUCGAAAAGAUCAUCUGAGGCAUCUAACCCUGGAAAUGAUGUUCAAGAAUCGGCCAGCAUAGUUCGGUGUGGGAUAAACCCCCAACGGCCUACUUCACAACAAGAUGUUCCAAAGGCAACUGAUCUAAAGACAUUGAGGAGGCUUGCUCAGAAUAGAGAAGCAGCAAGAAAAAGCAGGCUUAAGAAAAAGGCGUAUGUUCAGAAUCUGGAGUCCAGUCAAAUAAAGCUAAAUCAGUUACAGCAGGAAAUGCAAAAUGCUAGAGCACAAGGAAAUUUAUUGAGCAGAAAUGCAAAUGUGGGAGAGCAAGGCCUCCCUUAUACCAACAUAACUCCGGGUGCAACACAAUUUAAUAUGGAAUAUGCGCAAUGGCUGGAGGAGCACCACCACCUGACGGUGGAUCUGAAGGGGGCGGUCAACGAGUACCGGCCGGAGGACGAGCUCUGUGUCGCCAUCGGCAACUGGUUGGCCCACUGCGACCAGAUGGUUGGCCUCAAGAGCAAGGCCCUCAAGAACGACAUCUUCCACGUCUUCUCCGGAAUGUGGAAGGCACCGGCAGAGCGCUGCUUUAUGUGGAUGGGUGGUUUCCGGCCGUCAAUGGUCAUCAAGAUAGCGGUGGAUCAGAUGGAGGGCUUGAUGGAGCAUCAACGGGCGGAGCUUUGUAGGCUGCAGCGGUCGACCCACGACGCGGAAGAGGCGAUCACUCAUGAGUUCAAGAAGUUGGAUCGAUCUCUGACCCAAACCAUCUCUUGCAACACUCUCAAUUUGCCACCAGAUGUGAACACUUACAUGACUCAAAUGGCUAUUGCCAUUUACCAAGUCUCUGCUCUCCAAGGCCAUGUCACACAGGGUGAUAGCUUGAGGCAUCAAACCCUUCACCGGCUGCAGCGGCUUCUGACUGUCCGCCAAGCCGCUCAGUGUUUUUUGGUCAUCGACGAGUACUUCCACCGCCUCCGCUCCCUCAGCACCCUUUGGCUCAACCGCACCCGCCACGACUAA